This is a messenger RNA of Hylaeus anthracinus, 1204 nucleotides long. RefSeq lists its product as uncharacterized. The transcript is spliced from 3 exons. The coding region runs from base 62 to 1033 and encodes 323 amino acids. Lineage: Eukaryota; Metazoa; Arthropoda; Insecta; Hymenoptera; Colletidae. The record is from RefSeq and is a predicted model, not a curated record.
GCUGGUGGCAUCAGAAAUCAGUCAACUCCAAAAGACAACAGAGUAACAAACUAGCACCACAAUGAAGAUAUUCGUCGCUAUCGCCCUUUUGGUCGCCGCGGUCGCCGCAGAGCCUCCGAGGUACCGUCAACAACAAAGACAAUACUAUUUUGCACGACAGCAAGAAGAAACUACUACUGCUGACGCACCUUACCCCGCGUCUAAUUGGAGGCCAGCUGGACCAGCCUUCAAUCUUCCUCAGAGAGCACCCCAACAACAAUACGGAGCACCUACUGCGCCUCAGCAACAAUACGGAGCACCUGCCGCACCUCAGCAACAAUACGGAGCACCUGCCGCACCUCAGCAACAAUACGGAGCACCUGCCGCACCUCAGCAACAAUACGGAGCACCCGCCGCACCUCAGCAGCAAUAUGGAGCACCGACUGCGCCUCAGCAGCAAUACGGAGCACCAGCGGUUCCACAACAACAAUACGGAGCACCACAAGAAGCCACCACCACUGAAGUACCAAACAGCACGGAAGUGGACGAAGCCACUACCGUCGCAAGUGUCACUGAGUCUGAGUCCGAGCCCGUGAACUCGGUAAACGAGCUCGAAGACGAAGACGUGGACGAACUUCCUCAGCAAUCCGGCGAGUACUACAUCGCCCUUCCCGACGGACGUCUUCAACGCGUGCAGUACGUCAGCCGUCAGAACCUGGAAGCCAUGAAGUACUUCGCCAAGAUUCGCGCCGAGAACGUGGAGCCUCUUCGUGGACCGAUCUACGCUUACUCUCCCCUCCAGAAGCUGCAGAUCCUGCCAGCUGGACUGCAAGUGUCCGUCGCUCCGGUCGCGCCGAUCACAGCUGCGUCUGCAGAAACGAAACCGCAAAAACUCGAAAUCAAGCCGGUCGCCACCCAAGUGCAAUACCAAUACGACAAUCCUGCCGGCGUGAUUCCUCUUCCCUCCAGCCCAUUGAGCUCCUCUUACACCACGUACACAACCAAUUACCAGGUGCCUGCCAGCGACCCGAGAUUCCUCGUGACCUUGCAGUAGGUCAACGGAAAUUACCAUUAUGUAUUUAUAUGUAUAAACCUAUGUAUUCUGACAAGGGCCCUGCCCUAAUUCAAUCCCCGUUAAGUCACUUGUACAUGCUGUGUAGAUAUAACGCGUCGAGUCAAUAUCGUAAUUGUAGAUUAGGGUUGACGUAACAAUAAAGCUGACGAU